AUGGAAGGGUUCCGAAAGCCAACCACAGAGCCUCCCUCUACUGCUCUGGUUUACCAGGAUCCUCACUAUUGGAACGAGAGGUUCUCUAAAGAGGAACAUUACGAAUGGUUCAAAGAUUACUCUCAUUUUCGCCAUCUAAUUCAAGCCCACAUCCCUCCAAGCUCUUCUGUGUUGGAGCUUGGUUGUGGGAAUUCACAAUUGUGUGAAGAAAUUUACAGAGAUGGGAUUACUGAGAUUACUUGCAUUGAUUUGUCAGCUGUUGCGGUCGAGAAUAUGCAGAAACGGUUGGAAGCUAAAGGAUAUAAAGAAAUAAAAGUGCUGGAAGCUGACAUGCUAGACCUGCCCUUUAACGACGAAUGUUUUGACGUGGUUAUUGAGAAAGGAACCAUGGAUGUAUUAUUCGUCAACAGUGGUGACCCAUGGAAUCCAAGGCCUGAAACAGUAGCCCAGGUCAAGGCAAUGCUUGAAGGAGUUCACAGGGUUCUGAAACCAGAUGGCAUCUUUAUCUCAAUCUCUUUUGGCCAGCCGCAUUUUAGGCGCCCUUUAUUUUAUGCUCCGGAUUUCACCUGGUCUGUUGAGUGGAGCACUUUUGGUGAUGGGUUUCACUAUUUCUUUUAUGUCUUGAGGAAGGGGAAGAGAUCAUCAAGUGAUGAAGGGUCUAGUGGAGAGAAGGAAAUACCAUCCCUUUGUCUAUUUCAAGAAGAAUUAGAGGGUGAAGAUUUUAUUUUUCGAACCAACAUUGAUGAAGAUUCGUAG
Dovyalis caffra is the source of this 756-nucleotide messenger RNA. Lineage: Eukaryota; Viridiplantae; Streptophyta; Magnoliopsida; Malpighiales; Salicaceae. The record is from the annotation of a GenBank genome assembly.